Messenger RNA from Lichtheimia ornata, 828 nucleotides. RefSeq lists its product as uncharacterized. Gene Ontology annotation, biological process: mitochondrion organization. The record is from RefSeq and is a predicted model, not a curated record. The coding region runs from base 1 to 828 and encodes 275 amino acids. Gene Ontology annotation, cellular component: mitochondrion; membrane. The transcript has 4 exons. Lineage: Eukaryota; Fungi; Mucoromycota; Mucoromycetes; Mucorales; Lichtheimiaceae.
AUGGCUGCCAUUCUCGAAAAGAUUGCAAAGUUGGCCAUCCCUGCUGGUCUCUUGGUCGGUGGUGUCCAGUCCGCCAUGUAUGAUGUCCAAGGUGGUCAACGUGCCGUCAUUUUCGAUCGUAUUCAAGGUGUCAAGGAACAGUCGACUGGUGAAGGCACUCAUUUCCUCGUCCCUUGGUUGCAACGUGCUGUUCUCUUUGAUGUUCGUACCAAGCCUCGCAAUAUCACUUCCACCACUGGUUCCAAAGAUAUGCAAAUGGUGAGCUUGACUCUUCGUGUGCUUCAUCGUCCCGAUAUCAAGAAGCUUCCUGCUAUCUAUCAAAACUUGGGUCUUGAUUAUGAUGAGCGUGUGUUGCCAUCCAUUGGUAACGAAGUCCUCAAGGCUAUCGUCGCUCAAUUCGAUGCCAGCGAAUUGAUUACUCAACGUGAAGUUGUCUCUGCCAAGAUCCGUGAAGAAUUGUACAAGCGUGCUAGAGAUUUCAACAUUGCAUUGGAGGAUGUGUCUAUCACCCACAUGACCUUUGGCCGUGAAUUCACCAACGCUGUCGAGCAAAAGCAAAUUGCCCAACAAGAAGCUGAACGUGCCAAGUUUAUUGUCGAGCGUGCUGAACAUGAACGUCAAGCUGCUGUCAUCCGUGCUGAGGGUGACUCUCAAGCUGCCGAAUUGAUCUCUCAAUCCUUGGCUAAGGCUGGUCAAGGUCUUGUUGAAUUCCGUCGUAUUGAGGCUUCCAAGGAGAUUGCUGGCACUCUCUCGGCUUCUCGCAACGUUACUUACCUUCCCAGCAACCGUGGUGAUGGCAGCAACAUGCUUUUCAACAUUGGCGCUUAG